CGCGCGCGGGGGCCCGGCCACUUGGAGCAGCUCUGCCGCGGGGACUGCACUGCCCGCCCUGCCGGACCCGCCCCGACCGGGGCUCGCCGCCGCCAGCAGCCGCACACCGCGACCUCGGGCCCCGCGCCGGCUAUGGUUGUACUCUGGGGCUGAGCGCGAAGGCUGUGUGACCGAGAUUCCUGACGAAAGAAAGAGACUGAGGAGAAAAGAGGAAGGAGGGGCGGGCUCCUGGCAAGGCACUCGCUCCUGAACAGAGUCCUGCAAAGAUGGAGAAGGAGGAAGAGACGACUCGGGAGCUGCUGCUGCCCAACUGGCAGGGCAGUGGCUCCCACGGGCUGACUAUUGCCCAGAGGGAUGACGGUGUCUUUGUGCAGGAGGUGAUGCAGAACUCCCCUGCGGCCCGCACUGGGGUGGUUAAGGAGGGGGACCAGAUUGUGGGUGCCACCAUCUACUUUGACAACCUGCAGUCGGGUGAGGUGACCCAGCUGCUCAACACCAUGGGACAUCACACUGUUGGCCUGAAGCUGCACCGCAAGGGGGACCGCUCCCCUGAGCCUGGCCAGACCUGGACCCAUGAAGUGUUCAGCUCCCACAGCUCUGAGGUGGUUCUGAGCGGGGGUGAUGAGGCGUACCAACGCAUCUACACCACAAAGAUCAAGCCUCGGCUGAGGUCAGAGGAUGGAGUAGAAGGGGACCUUGGGGAGACACAGAGCCGUACCAUCACAGUGACCAGAAGGGUCACAGCCUACACUGUGGAUGUGACCAGCCGGGAAGGAGCCAAGGACAGUGACAUCAGCAGCCCUGAAUUCAUGAUCAAGGUUCCAAGGCAUGAAGUGACUGAAAUCUCCACCAUGGAUGUGGAGACCCAACCUGGGAAGACAGUGAUCAGACUGCCCUCGGCAUCUGGGGCAGCCUCUCCAACGACAGGCUCUACAGGAGCUAUCUCUGCUUCAGGACCAGAGCUUCAGGGUGCUGGCCACUCGAAACUCCAGGUCACUAUGCCUGGGAUAAAGGUGGGAAGCCCGGGUGUUAAUGUCAGUGCAAAGGGCUUAGACUUGGGUGACAAAGGAGGGGUCCAAGUUCCAGGAGUAGACAUUUCAUCUUCUCCUGGGGGUGGGGCAGUAGAGGUGCAGGGCCCAUCCCUCCAGAGUUGUGAUAUUGGGAAAAUUAAAAUUCCUACCAUGAAAAUGCCGAAAUUUGGUGUCUCGACAGGGCCUGAGGGUCAGGCACCACUGGCAGGGCUGAGUGUUUCUGUACCUGAAUUCUCUGUGGGCCAAAAAGGCAGCAAACCAGACUUGACCAUCAGUGGGAAUAUCCAGGCCCCUCAUCUGGAGGUCAGUGCCUCCUCUGCCAAUGUUGAGGGGCUUGAAGGGAAACUGAAAGGCCCUCAAAUCACUGGGCCAUCACUUGAGGGUGACUUAGGCCUGAAAGGUGCCAAGCCACAGGGGGGCAUAGGAAUGGAUGCCUCUGCUCCCCAAAUCGAGGGCAGGAUCACUGGCCCCAGUGUGCAAGUUCAAGCCCCUGAUGUUGAUAUUCAAGGGCCUGCAGGCAAGCUGAAUUUGCCUGAGAUGAAAGUUCCUAAGUUCUCUGCAUCAGGUUCAAAGGGAGAAGGAGCUGGCAUUGAUGUGACACUGCCCAAAGGUGAAGUGACUCUUCCUGGGGUCUCUGGAAAUGUCAGCCUGCCUGAGAUUACUACUGGUGGGCUGGAAGGGAAGAUGACAGGUGCUAAAGUCAAGACUCCUCAAAUGAUCAUUCAGAAACCUAAAAUCUCCAUGAAGGAUGUAGAUCUGAGCCUUGGGUUCCCUAAACUGAAAGGAGAUAUUAAGGUAUCUUCUCCUGAGGUGAAAGGUGAUAUUAAAGGCCCACAAGUGGCAAUUAAAGGCUCAAAAGUGGACACAGAGACACCAAACCUAGAGGGGACCUUGACAGGCCCCAAGCUCAGUGGUCCUUCUGGGAAAACAGGAGCAUGUAGGAUCUCUAUGGCAGACGUAGAUUUAAAUGUGGCUGUGCCUAAAAUGAAAGGGGGUGUAGAUGUUACACUCCCAAACAUAGAAGGGAAAGUCAAAGUCCCUGAAGUUGAUGUCAAGGGCCCCAAAGUGAAUGUCAGUGCCCCAGAUGUGGAAAUUCAUGGUCCAGAAUGGAACCUGAAAAUGCCCAAGAUGAAGGUACCCAAGUUCAGCACUGGAGUCAAAGGGGAAGGCCCAGAUGUAGAUGUGACCCUACCUAAAGAAGAUAUCAAUAUUUCAGGGCCAAAGAUUAACGUAGAAGCUCCAAAUGUCGAAGUGGAGGGGCUGGGGGGAAAACUUAAAGGCCCUGAUAUUCAGCUGCCUCAAGUGAGUGUCAAGACACCAAAAACCUCCAUACCUGAUGCAGAUUUGCAUGUUAAAGGUGCAAAAGUGAAGGGAGAGUAUGAUGUAACAGUGCCAAAACUUGAGGGAGAACUGAAAGGCCCUAAAGUGGACAUUGGUGCCCCAGAUGUGGAUGUUCAUGGCCCAGACUGGCACCUAAAGAUGCCCAAGAUGAAAAUGCCCAAAUUCAGUGUGCCCGGGUUCAAAGCAGAGGGCCCAGAAGUGGAUGUGAACUUGCCCAAGGUGGAUGCGGAAAUUUCUGGGCCCAAGGUAGAGGUUAGUGCUCCAGAUGUCAACAUUGAGGGGCCAGAAGGGAAAUUGAAAGGGCCUAAGUUUAAAAUGCCUGAAAUGAAUAUGAAAGCUCCAAAGAUCUCCAUGCCAGAUGUGGACUUACAUUUAAAAGGCCCCAGUGUAAAGGGAGAAUAUGAUGUUACAGUGCCAAGAGUUGAAGGUGAGAUUAAAGUUCCUGACAUUGAACUUAAAAGUGCCAGAGUUGACAUUGAUGUUCCAGAUGUGGACGUUCAUGGCCCAGAAUGGAACCUAAAGAUGCCCAAAAUGAAAAUGCCCAAGUUCAGCAUGCCAGGAUUCAAGGCAGAGGGACCUGAAGUGGAGGUGAACCUCCCUAAAGCCGACAUUGACAUCUCUGGCCCCAAGGUGGAUGUUGAAGUUCCAGAUGUGAAUAUUGAAGGACCUGAAGGAAAAUUGAAGGGUUCCAAAUUUAAGAUGCCAGAGAUGAAUAUCAAGGCCCCAAAGAUCUCCAUGCCUGAUGUGGAUUUGCAUAUGAAAGGUCCCAAGGCAAAGGGAGAAUAUGAUGUCACAGUGCCAAAGCUGGAAGGGGACCUGAAAGGCCCAAAAAUAGAUGUCAGUGCUCCCGAUGUUGACAUUCAUGGUCCCGAUUGGAACUUGAAAAUGCCAAAGAUUAAAAUGCCCAAAUUCAGCAUGCCUAGUCUCAAAGGAGAGGGCCCAGAAAUGGAUGUGAACUUGCCCAAGGCUGAUGUGGACAUUUCUGCACCAAAGCUAGAUAUUAGUGCUCCAGAUCUGAACCUUGAAGGACCAGAAGGGAAGUUGAAAGGCCCCAAGUUUAAGAUGCCUGAGAUGCACUUCAGGGCUCCAAAAAUGUCUCUGCCAGAUGUUGAUCUGGAUCUUAAAGAACCAAAAAUGAAAGGAAAUCUAGAUAUGUCUGCACCAAAAAUAGAGGGUGAGAUGAAAGUUCCAGAUGUGGAUAUCAAAGGUCCUAAGGUAGAUAUUAAAGCACCAGAUAUAGAAGGUCAAGGUUCAGACUGGAGCCUGAAAAUGCCCAAGAUGAAAAUGCCCAAGUUCAGUAUGCCCAGCCUCAAAGGUGAGAGCCCAGAUGUGGAUUUGAACCUUCCCAAAAUUGACAUUGAUGUGUCAAGACCCAAAGUUGACAUUGAAGCCCCAGAUGUAAGCCUUGAGGGCCAAGAAGGAAAGCUGAAGGGCCCCAAGUUUAAGAUGCCUGAGAUGCACUUCAAGACCCCCAAGGUCUCCAUGCCUGAUGUGGACUUACACUUGAAAGGCCCCAGAGUCAAGGGGGAUAUGGACGUGACUGUGCCCAAGGUUGAAGGUGAAAUGAAAGUGCCAGAUGUGGACAUCAAAGGACCCAAAAUUGACAUUAAUGCCCCAGAUGUGGACGUUCAUGGCCCAGACUGGCACCUGAAGAUGCCCAAGAUGAAAAUGCCCAAGUUCAGCAUGCCUGGCUUCAAAGCAGAGGGCCCAGAUGUGGAUGUGAACCUGCCCAAGGCCAGUGUUGACGUGUCAGUGCCCAAGGUGGACAUUGAAGCCCCUGAUGUGAGCCUUGAAGGUCCAGAUGCUAAGCUGAAGGGUCCCAAGUUUAAGAUGCCUGAGAUGCAUUUCAAGGCUCCCAAGAUCUCUAUGCCUGAUGUGGACUUGAAUCUUAAGGGGCCAAAAGUAAAGGGAGAUGUGGAUGUGUCUUUGCCUGCAGUAGAAGGUGAAAUGAAAGUGCCAGAUGUGGACAUCAAAGGUCCUAAAGUGGGCAUUGAUGCCCCUGAUGUGGACAUUCAUGGCCCAGACUGGCAUCUGAAGAUGCCCAAGAUAAAAAUGCCCAAGUUCAGCAUGCCUGGCUUCAAAGCUGAGGGGCCCGAAGUGGAUGUGAACCUGCCCAAGGCUGACAUUGAUAUCUCAGGACCCAAGGUGGACAUUGACGUUCCCGAUGUGAAUAUUGAAGGUCCAGAUGCUAAGCUGAAGGGCCCCAAGUUCAAGAUGCCUGAGAUGAACAUCAAAGCCCCCAAGGUCUCCAUGCCUGAUGUUGACUUUAACCUGAAAGGUCCCAAAGUGAAGGGCGAUGUGGAUGUUUCUCUUCCAAAGGUGGAAGCUGACCUCAAGGCCCCUGAAGUUGACAUAAAGGGACCCAAAGUGGACAUUGAUGCUCCUGAUGUGGAUGUACAUGGCCCAGACUGGCACCUGAAGAUGCCCAAGGUGAAAAUGCCCAAGUUCAGCAUGCCAGGAUUCAAAGGAGAGGGUCCAGAAGUGGAUGUGAAUCUGCCCAAGGCUGACAUUGAUAUCUCAGGACCCAAGGUGGACAUUGACGUUCCCGAUGUGAAUAUUGAAGGUCCAGAUGCUAAGCUGAAGGGCCCCAAGUUCAAGAUGCCAGAAAUGAAUAUAAAGCCUCAGAAGAUACCGAUGCCAGAUGUUAGUUUGCAUUUGAAAGGUCCUAAAGUGAAAGGAGAUUAUGAUGUUACAGUUCCAAACGUAGAAGGAGAUAUAAAAGCUCCUUCUGUUGACAUCAAAGGACCUAAAGUGGACAUUAAUGCCCCAGAUGUGGAAGUCCAAGGCCCUGACUGGCACCUGAAGAUGCCCAAGAUGAAAAUGCCCAAGUUCAGCAUGCCUGGCUUCAAAGGAGAGGGGCCAGAAGUGGAUGUGAACCUUCCCAAGUCCAGCAUUGAUGUCUCAGGACCCAAAGUGGACAUCGAUGGUCCUGAUGUGAACAUUGAAGCUCCAGAGGGGAAACUGAAGGGCCCCAAGUUCAAGAUGCCAAGCAUGAAUAUUCAGACACAUAAAAUCUCUAUGCCUGAUGUUGGGCUUAAUCUAAAAGCUCCUAAAUUGAAAACUGAUGUAGAUGUUUCCCUUCCCAAAGUGGAGGGAAACUUGAAGGGUCCCAAAGUUGAUGUGAAAGCUCCUAAGAUGAAUGUGGAUGUUGGUGAUGUUGAUCUGGAAUGUCCAGAAGGAAAGUUGAAGGGCCCCAAGUUUAAGAUGCCUGAGAUGCACUUCAAGACCCCCAAGGUUUCCAUGCCUGAUGUGGACUUACACUUGAAAAGCCCCAGAGUCAAGGGGGAUAUGGACAUGACUGUGCCCAAGGUAGAAGGUGAAAUGAAAGUGCCAGAUGUGGACAUCAAAGGACCCAAGGUUGACAUCAGUGCUCCAGAUGUGGAUGUACAAGGUCCAGACUGGCACUUGAAGAUGCCCAAGAUGAAAAUGCCCAAGUUUAGCAUGCCUGGCUUCAGAGCAGAGGGCCCUGAAGUUGAUGUGACCCUGCCUAAGGCUGACAUUGAUGUCUCAGGGCCCAAAGUGGACAUUGAUGCUCCUGAUUUGGAUAUUGAGGGGCCAGAAGGAAAAUUGAAAGGCCCCAAAUUUAAGAUGCCCAAAUUGAAUAUCAAAGGUCCCAAGAUAUCCAUGCCAGAUGUGGACUUGAAUUUGAAGGGACCCAAACUGAAAGGAGAGAUAGAUGCUUCUAUGCCAGAAAUGGAAGGUGAUCUCAGAGGCCCGGAAGUUGAUAUUAAAGGCCCCAGUGUGGAUAUGGAGGUACCUGAUGUUGAUCUGGAAUGUCCUGAUGCAAAGCUGAAGGGCCCCAAGUUUAAGAUGCCUGAGAUGCACUUCAGGGCCCCCAAGGUCUCCAUGCCUGAUGUGGACUUACACUUGAAAGGCCCCAGAGUCAAGGGGGAUAUGGACGUGACUGUGCCCAAGGUAGAAGGUGAAAUGAAAGUGUCAGAUGUGGACAUCAAAGGACCCAAAGUUGACAUUAAUGCCCCAGAUGUGGACGUUCAUGGCCCAGACUGGCACUUGAAGAUGCCCAAGAUGAAAAUGCCCAAGUUCAGCAUGCCUGGCUUCAAAGCAGAGGGCCCAGAUGUGGAUGUGAAUCUGCCUAAGGCUGAUAUUGACGUGUCAGGACCCAAAGUGGACAUCGAAGCCCCUGAUGUGAGCCUUGAAUGUCCAGAAGGGAAGCUGAAAGGCCCCAAGUUUAAGAUGCCUGAGAUGCAUUUCAAGACCCCCAAGAUCUCCAUGCCUGAUGUGGACUUACACUUGAAGGGCCCUAAAGUCAAAGGUGAUGUGGACGUGUCUGUGCCAAAAUUGGAAGGAGAUUUGAAAGGCCCCAGUGUGGAUGUGGAGGUGCCUGAUGUUGAUCUGGAAUGUCCUGAUGCAAAGCUGAAGGGCCCCAAGUUUAAGAUGCCUGACAUGCACUUCAAGGCCCCCAAGGUCUCCAUGCCUGAUGUGGAUUUCAACUUAAAGGGGCCUAAAAUCAAAGGAGACAUUGAUGCUUCUGCCCCAAAGCUUGAGGGAGAAAUAAAAGGUCCUGAAUUGGAUGUCAAGGGCCCCAAAUUGGAUGCUGACAUGCCAGAAGUAUCUGUAGAAGGCCCUGAUGGCAAAUGGAAAAGUCCUAAGUUCAAGAUGCCGGACAUGCACUUUAAAGCUCCAAAAAUCUCCAUGCCAGACAUUGACUUACACUUGAGGAGUCCCAAGACAAAAGGAGAGGUGGAUUUACAUGUUCCCAAAUUGGAAGGAGACCUCAAAGGGCCACAUGUGGACAUCAGUGGGCCAGAUAUUGACAUUGAAGGACCAGAGGGCAAAUUGAAAGGCCCUAAGUUCAAGAUGCCUGAUGUGCAUUUCAAAGCCCCUAAUAUUUCUAUGACAGAUGUUGACCUAAAUCUGAAAGGGCCCAAAAUCAAGGGAGAUGCAGAUGUGUCUAUGCCUGAGAUAGAAGGUAAAAUUAAAGUACCAGAUGUGAACAUCAAGGGACCCAAAGUAGAUGUAGGUGCUCCUGAAGUGCAUGGCCCAGACUGGCACCUGAAGAUGCCCAAGAUGAAAAUGCCAAAGUUCAGCAUGCCUGGCUUCAAAGCUGAAGGCCCUGAAGUGGAUGUGAACCUGCCCAAGGCUGACAUUGAUGUCUCAGGACCCAAUGUGGACAUUGAAGGCCCUGAUGUUAAUAUUGAAGGACCAGAAGGGAAGUUGAAAGGUCCUAAGUUCAAGAUGCCUGAGAUGAACAUCAAAGCCCCCAAGAUCUCCAUGCCUGAUGUUGAUUUGCAUCUGAAGGGGCCCAGGGUCAAGGGCGAUGUGGAUGUGUCUCUGCCCAAAGUGGAAGGUGAGAUUAAAGUUCCUGAAGUGGAUAUUAAAGGCCCCAAAGUGGACAUUGAUGCUCCUAAUGUAGAUGUUCAUGGUCCAGACUGGCACUUGAAGAUGCCCAAGGUGAAAAUGCCCAAGUUCAGCAUGCCUGGCUUCAAAGGAGAGGGCCCAGAUGUGGAUGUGAACCUGCCCAAGGCUGACAUUGAUAUCUCAGGACCCAAGGUGGACAUAGACACUCCUGACAUUGACAUUCAUGGCCCAGAAGGGAAACUGAAGGGCCCCAAGUUUAAAGUGCCUGACCUGCAUCUCAAGGCACCCAAGAUCUCCAUGCCUGAGGUUGAUCUGAAUCAAGGUCCAAAGGUCAAGGGUGAUGUGGAUGUUUCUUUGCCAAAAUUGGAAGGAGACCUCAAAGGCCCUGAAGUUGACAUCAAAGGUCCUAAAGUGGACAUUGGUGCCCCAGAUGUGGAUGUUCAUGGUCCAGACUGGCACCUGAAGAUGCCCAAGGUGAAAAUGCCCAAGUUCAGCAUGCCUGGCUUCAAAGCAGAGGGUCCAGAAGUAGAUGUGAACUUGCCCAAGGCUGACAUUGAUGUCUCAGGACCAAAGGUGGACCUUGAUGUUCCAGAUGUGAAUAUUGAAGGUCCAGAUGCUAAGCUGAAGGGCCCCAAGUUCAAGAUGCCUGAGAUGAACAUCAAAGCCCCCAAGAUCUCCAUGCCUGAUGUUGAUUUGCAUCUGAAGGGGCCCAAGGUCAAGGGCGAUGUGGAUGUUUCUCUGCCCAAGGUGGAAGGUGACCUCAAGGGCCCUGAAGUUGACAUAAAGGGACCCAAAGUGGACAUAGAUGUCCCUGAUGUGGACGUUCAUGGCCCAGACUGGCACCUGAAGAUGCCCAAGGUGAAAAUGCCCAAGUUCAGCAUGCCUGGCUUCAAAACAGAGGGGCCUGAAGUGGAUGUGAACCUGCCCAAGGCUGACAUUGAUGUCUCAGGACCUAAGGUGGACAUUGAAGGCCCUGAUGUUAACCUUGAAGGGCCAGAAGGGAAGCUGAAGGGCCCCAAGUUCAAGAUGCCUGAGAUGAACAUCAAGACUCCCAAGAUCUCAAUGCCUGACAUUGAUCUUAACCUGAAAGGCCCAAAAGUGAAAGGUGAUAUGGAUGUGUCUCUGCCAAAAAUGGAAGGUGAGAUUAAAGUUCCUGAAGUGGAUAUUAAAGGCCCCAAAGUGGACAUUGAUGCCCCUGAUGUGGAUGUGCAUGGCCCAGACUGGCACCUGAAGAUGCCCAAGAUAAAAAUGCCCAAGUUCAGCAUGCCUGGCUUCAAAGGAGAGGGCCCAGAAGUAGAUGUGAACUUGCCCAAGGCCGACAUUGAUGUCUCAGGACCAAAGGUGGACAUUGACGUUCCCGAUGUGAAUAUUGAAGGUCCAGACGCUAAGCUGAAGGGCCCCAAGUUCAAGAUGCCUGAGAUGAACAUCAAAGCCCCCAAAAUAUCGAUGCCAGAUUUGGACCUUAAUCUUAAAGGCCCUAAAAUGAAAGGAGACAUGGAUGUUUCACUUCCAAAUGUAGGUGAUUUGAAAGGGCCUACUCUUGACAUAAAGGGCCCAAAGGUAGAACUAGAUGCUCCUGGUAUUGACAUUCAUGGACCAGAGGGUAAAUUAAAAGCUCCAAAACUGAAGAUGCCUGACAUGCAUGUAAACAUGCCCAAGAUCUCCAUGCCAGAAAUUGACUUGAAUAUGAAGGGGCCAAAGCUGAAGGGAGAUGUUGAUAUCUCUGGACCCAAGCUGGAGGGUGACAUUAAUGCUCCCAAGUUGGAUGUGAAGGGCCCAGAAGUGGACAUUUCUGGUCCUAAAGUCAAUAUUGAAGGCAAAUCAAAGAAAUCUCGUUUCAAGCUUCCCAAAUUUAAUUUUUCAGGUUCCAAAGUUCAGACACCUGAUGUGGAUGUCAAAGUUAAAAAGCCAGAUGUUGAUGUAACAGGUCCAAAAGUUGAUAUUAAUGCUCCUGAAGUUGAGGUCCAAGGAAAAGUGAAAGGAUCCAAGUUUAAAAUGCCUUUCCUGAGUAUUUCCUCUCCCAAAGUUUCUAUGCCUGAUGUGGAGCUAAAUUUGAAAGGUCCAAAAGUCAAAGGAGACUUAGAUGUUGCAGGUCCUAAUUUAGAAGGGGACUUUAAAAGUCCCAAAGUAGAUAUUAAAGCACCAGAAGUCCAUCUGAAUGCACCUGAUAUGGACGUUCAUGGUCCAGACUGGAACCUGAAGAUGCCCAAGAUGAAAAUGCCCAAGUUCAGUGUGCCUGGCUUAAAAACAGAAGGGCCUGAUGUGGCUGUGGAUUUACCAAAAGGAGACAUCAACAUAGAAGCUCCCCAUAUGAAUAUUGAGGGCCCAGAAGUCAAUGUGGAAGGUCUAGAAGGAGGCUUAAAAGGUCCCAAAUUCAAGAUUCCUGACAUGAACAUCAAAGCUCCUAAGAUCUCCAUGCCAGAUAUUGACUUAAAUCUGAAGGGUCCCAAAAUGAAGGGUGAUGUAGAUGUUUCUCUUCCCAAGUUUGAAGGGGAUCUGAAAGGGCCAGAUGUUGAUAUCAAAGGCCCUAAAGUGGACAUUAAUGCUCCAGAUGUGGACGUUCAUGGUCCAGACUGGCACCUGAAGAUGCCCAAGGUGAAAAUGCCCAACUUCAGCAUGCCUGGAUUCAAAGGAGAGGGCCCUGAAGUGGAUGUUACUCCCAAAGCUGACAUUGAUAUUUCUGGCCCCAAUGUAGAUAUUAAUGCCCCAGAGGUCAAUAUUGAAGGUCCAGAUGCUAAGCUGAAGGGUCCCAAGUUCAAGAUGCCUGAAAUGAACAUCAAAGCCCCCAAGAUCUCCAUGCCUGACUUUGAUCUAAAUCUGAAGGGCCCCAAAAUAAAGGGCGAUUUGGAUGUGUCUUUACCAAAAGUGGAAGGUGAUCUAAAGGGCCCUGAAGUGGACAUUAAGGGCCCGAAAGUUGAUGUUGACACUCCUGAUAUUAACAUUGAGGGCCCAGAGGGUAAAUUGAAGGGGCCCAAAUUUAAGAUGCCAGAGAUGCACCUAAAGGCUCCCAAGAUCUCCAUGCCUGAUGUUGAUUUGCAUCUGAAGGGGCCCAAGGAAGGCGAUGUGGAUGUUUCUCUGCCCAAGGUGGAAGGUGACCUCAAGGGCCCUGAAGUUGACAUAAAGGGACCCAAAGUGGACAUAGAUGUCCCUGAUGUGGACGUUCAUGGCCCAGACUGGCACCUGAAGAUGCCCAAGGUGAAAAUGCCCAAGUUCAGCAUGCCUGGCUUCAAAACAGAGGGGCCUGAAGUGGAUGUGAACCUGCCCAAGGCUGACAUUGAUGUCUCAGGACCUAAGGUGGACAUUGAAGGCCCUGAUGUUAACCUUGAAGGGCCAGAAGGGAAGCUGAAGGGCCCCAAGUUCAAGAUGCCUGAGAUGAACAUCAAGACUCCCAAGAUCUCAAUGCCUGACAUUGAUCUUAACCUGAAAGGCCCAAAAGUGAAAGGUGAUAUGGAUGUGUCUCUGCCAAAAAUGGAAGGUGAGAUUAAAGUUCCUGAAGUGGAUAUUAAAGGCCCCAAAGUGGACAUUGAUGCCCCUGAUGUGGAUGUGCAUGGCCCAGACUGGCACCUGAAGAUGCCCAAGAUAAAAAUGCCCAAGUUCAGCAUGCCUGGCUUCAAAGGAGAGGGCCCAGAAGUAGAUGUGAACUUGCCCAAGGCCGACAUUGAUGUCUCAGGACCAAAGGUGGACAUUGACGUUCCCGAUGUGAAUAUUGAAGGUCCAGACGCUAAGCUGAAGGGCCCCAAGUUCAAGAUGCCUGAGAUGAACAUCAAAGCCCCCAAGGUCUCCAUGCCUGAUGUUGACUUUAACCUGAAAGGUCCUAAAGUGAAGGGUGAUGUAGAUGUUUCUCUGCCUAAACUGGAAGGUGACCUAAAGGGCCCUGAAGUUGACAUCAAAGGCCCUAAAGUGGACAUUGAUGCUCCUAAUGUAGACGUUCAUGGUCCAGACUGGCACUUGAAGAUGCCCAAGGUGAAAAUGCCCAAGUUCAGCAUGCCAGGAUUCAAAGGAGAGGGUCCAGAAGUGGAUGUGAAUCUUCCCAAGGCUGACAUUGAUGUCUCAGGACCCAAAGUGGACAUAGACACUCCUGACAUUGACAUUCAUGGCCCAGAAGGGAAACUGAAGGGCCCCAAGUUUAAAGUGCCUGACCUGCAUCUCAAGGCACCCAAGAUCUCCAUGCCUGAGGUUGAUCUGAAUCUGAAGGGUCCAAAGGUCAAGGGUGAUGUGGAUGUUUCUUUGCCAAAAUUGGAAGGAGACCUCAAAGGCCCUGAAGUUGACAUCAAAGGUCCUAAAGUGGACAUUGAUGCCCCAGACGUGGACAUUCAUGGUCCAGACUGGCACCUGAAGAUGCCCAAGGUGAAAAUGCCCAAGUUCAGCAUGCCUGGCUUCAAAGCAGAGGGUCCAGAUGUGGAUGUGAACCUGCCCAAGGCCAGUGUUGACGUGUCAGUGCCCAAGGUGGACAUUGAAGCCCCUGAUGUGAGCCUUGAAGGUCCAGAUGCUAAGCUGAAGGGUCCCAAGUUUAAGAUGCCUGAGAUGCAUUUCAAGGCUCCCAAGAUCUCUAUGCCUGAUGUGGACUUGAAUCUUAAGGGGCCAAAAGUAAAGGGAGAUGUGGAUGUGUCUUUGCCUGCAGUAGAAGGUGAAAUGAAAGUGCCAGAUGUGGACAUCAAAGGUCCUAAAGUGGGCAUUGAUGCCCCUGAUGUGGACAUUCAUGGCCCAGACUGGCAUCUGAAGAUGCCCAAGAUAAAAAUGCCCAAGUUCAGCAUGCCUGGCUUCAAAGCUGAGGGGCCCGAAGUGGAUGUGAACCUGCCCAAGGCUGACAUUGAUAUCUCAGGACCCAAGGUGGACAUUGACGUUCCCGAUGUGAAUAUUGAAGGUCCAGAUGCUAAGCUGAAGGGCCCCAAGUUCAAGAUGCCUGAGAUGAACAUCAAAGCCCCCAAGAUCUCCAUGCCUGAUGUUGACUUUAACCUGAAAGGUCCUAAAGUGAAGGGUGAUGUGGAUGUUUCCUUGCCUAAUGUGGAAGGUGACCUAAAGGCUUGUGGUGAUAUCAAGGGCCCCAAGGUGGACAUUGACACUCCUGAUGUCAAUAUUGAAGGUCCAGAAGGAAAAAUAAAGGGCCCCAAAUUUAAAAUGCCAGAGAUGCACAUCAAAACCCCCAAGAUUUCCAUGCCUGACUUUGACUUAAAUCUCAAAGGGCCAAAGGUAAAGGGAGAUGUGGACCUUUCACUACCUAAUGUGGAAGGUGGUCUGCAAGGACCAGACAUGCACAUUGAAGGUCCUGAAGGGAAAAUCAAAGGUCCCAAAUUUAAAAUGCCUGAUGUCCAUUUAAAAACUCCUCAAAUCUCCAUGAGUGACAUUGAUUUGAACUUGAAAGGACCUAAGAUAAAGGGAGAUUUGGACAUUUCCAUUCCUAAACCAGAAGGGGAUCUUAAAGGCCCCAAAGUGGAUGUGAAAGGCCCUAAGCUGGACAUAGACACUCCUGACAUUGACAUUCAUGACCCAGAAGGGAAGCUGAAGGGCCCCAAGUUUAAAGUGCCUGACCUGCAUCUCAAGGCACCCAAGAUCUCCAUGCCUGAGGUUGAUCUGAAUCUGAAGGGCCCAAAGGUCAAGGGUGAUGUAGAUGUUUCUUUGCCAAAAUUGGAAGGAGACCUCAAAGGCCCUGAAGUUGACAUCAAAGGUCCUAAAGUGGACAUUGGUGCCCCAGAUGUGGAUGUUCAUGGUCCAGACUGGCACCUGAAGAUGCCCAAGGUGAAAAUGCCCAAGUUCAGCAUGCCAGGAUUCAAAGGAGAGGGUCCAGAAGUGGAUGUGAAUCUGCCCAAGGCUGAUAUUGAUGUCUCAGGACCCAAAGUGGACAUUGACGUUCCCGAUGUGAAUAUUGAAGGUCCAGAUGCUAAGCUGAAGGGCCCCAAGUUCAAGAUGCCUGAGAUGAACAUCAAAGCCCCCAAGAUCUCCAUGCCUGAUGUUGACUUUAACCUGAAAGGUCCUAAAGUGAAGGGUGAUGUAGAUGUUUCUUUGCCUAAACUGGAAGGUGAGCUAAAGGGCCCUGAAGUUGACAUCAAAGGCCCUAAAGUGGACAUAAAUGCCCCAGACGUGGACGUUCAUGGUCCAGACUGGCACUUGAAGAUGCCCAAGGUGAAAAUGCCCAAGUUCAGCAUGCCUGGCUUCAAAGGAGAGGGCCCAGAUGUGGAUGUGAACCUGCCCAAGGCUGACAUUGAUAUCUCAGGACCCAAGGUGGACAUAGACACUCCUGACAUUGACAUUCAUGGCCCAGAAGGGAAACUGAAGGGCCCCAAGUUUAAAGUGCCUGACCUGCAUCUCAAGGCACCCAAGAUCUCCAUGCCUGAGGUUGAUCUGAAUCUGAAGGGUCCAAAGGUCAAGGGUGAUGUGGAUGUUUCUUUGCCAAAAUUGGAAGGAGACCUCAAAGGCCCUGAAGUUGACAUCAAAGGUCCUAAAGUGGACAUUGGUGCCCCAGAUGUGGAUGUUCAUGGUCCAGACUGGCACCUGAAGAUGCCCAAGGUGAAAAUGCCCAAGUUCAGCAUGCCUGGCUUCAAAGGAGAGGGCCCAGAAGUGGAUGUGAACCUUCCCAAGGCUGAUAUUGACGUCUCUGGACCAAAGGUGGACCUUGAUGUUCCAGAUGUGAAUAUUGAAGGUCCAGAUGCUAAGCUGAAGGGCCCCAAGUUCAAGAUGCCUGAGAUAAAUAUCAAGGCUCCUAAGAUCUCCAUGCCUGAUGUUGACUUGGAUUUAAAAGGACCUAAAUUAAAAGGAGACUUUGAUGUGUCUGUUCCUAAGAUUGAAGGUAGUUUGAAAGGUCCAGAAGUAGACCUUAAAGGUCCAGGUCUGGAUUUCAAAGGCCCUGAUGCCAAACUCAGUGGCCCUGAUUUGAAGAUGCCAUCACUAGAUAUAACUGCUCCUAAAGUAACUGCUCCUAAUAUUGAUUUGCAUGUCAAGACACCAAAAAUUGGAGUUUCUGGUCCCAAGUUAGAAGGUGGUGAAGUUGAUCUCAAAGGGCCCAAAGUUGAUUUAGAAGCUCCAACCUUAGAUGUACAAAUGGAGAGCCCAGAUAUUAAUAUUGAGGGGCCAGAUGUUAAAAUUCCCAAGUUUAAGAAACCAAAGUUUGGAUUUGGGGCAAAAAGCCCUAAAGCUGACAUCAAGUCACCAUCACUAGAUGUGACUGUUCCUGAAGCAGAUCUGAAUGUUGAAGCUCCUGAAAUAAGUGUUGGUGGCAAGGGCAAGAAAAGUAAGUUUAAAAUGCCCAAAAUUCACAUGAGCGGUCCUAAAGUUAAAGCCAAGAAACAGGGAUUUGACUUGAAUGUUCCCGGGGGCGAGAUUGAUGCCAGUCUUAAGGCUCCUGAUACAGACAUCAAUAUUACAGGGCCGGAUGCCACACUCAAAGCUGACGUGAAAUCUCCCAAAACGAAGAAAACUAUGUUUGGAAAAAUGUACUUCCCAGAUGUAGAGUUUGACAUUAAGUCACCUAAGUUUAAGGCUGAAGCUUCCCUUCCUAGCCCCAAGAUGGAGGGUGAAAUCCAGGCACCUCAUUUGGACAUUCCUGCACCGGGGAUUAAUGUGGAAGGUUCUGACAUCAAGGUGAAGGCUCCCAGGUUGAAGGUGCCAGGUGUGGAUAUCUCAGGGUCAAAAAUAGAGGGCAACUUGAAAGGCCCCAGAGUGCAGGCAAAUUUGGACACACCUGACAUCAACAUUGAAGGCCCAGAUGCUAAAGUCAAAACACCAUCUUUUGGCAUUUCUGGCCCUCAAGUCUCCAUACCCGAUGUGAAUGUUAACUUGAAAGGACCAAAGAUAAAGGGUGAUGUCCCCAGUGUAGGACUAGAAGGAUCAGAUAUAGAUCUGCACGGUCCAGAAGCCAAAAUCAAGUUCCCCAAGUUUUCAAUGCCCAAAAUCAGUGUCCCUGGUGUGAAAAUGGAGGGUGGGGGAGCUGAGGUCCAUGCUCAGCUGCCCUCUCUUGAAGGAGGCUUUAGUACACCAGAUGUUAAUCUUGAAGGGCCUGAUGUCUCUCUAAAGGGGCCAGGAAUAGACUUGCCUUCAGUGAACCUCUCUAUCCCAAAAGUCUCUGGGCCUGACCUUGAUGUGAACUUGAAAGGACCAAGUUUGAAGGGAAACCUGGAUGCGUCAGUUCCCAGCAUGAAGAUGCAUGCCCCAGGGCUUGACGUCGGAGGUGUUGGUGGAAAGAUACAAAUAGGGGGAGAUGGUGUGAAAGUGCCAGGGAUUGAUGCCACAACAUUUAAUGUUGGAGCACCAGAUGUGACACUGAAGGGACCAAGCAUACAGGGAGACCUUGCUAUGUCUGGUGACAUAAAGUGCCCUCAAUUAUCUGUAGGUGCUCCUGAUCUAAGCUUGGAGGCAUCUGAAGGUGGUAUUAAACUUCCCCAAAUGAAGCUCCCCAAGUUUGACAUAUCCACUCCAGGAUCUGACUUGGAUAUUAACAUCAAGGGGCCACAAAUUGGUGGCGAUCUAAAGGGGCCAGGUAUGGGCAUGAACCUGAAAGGGUCUCAGAUCUCAGCAUCAGGCAUGGACUUUAACUUGGAAGGACCAAAAGUGAAAGGAAGCCUUGGGGCCACUGGUGAGAUGAAGGGCCCCACGGUUGGAGAUCUUCCAGGCAUCAGCGUUCAAGGCCUAGACGGAAGCCUCCAAAUGCCCAGAAUUAAGUCCUCUGGAUAUGAUGUGGACCUGCCAGGUAUGAAUGUGAAGCUCCCAACUGGGCAGAUUUCUGGUCCAGAAAUUAAAGGUGAUCUGAAAGGUUCAGGACCGGGUUUCCAUGGGGCUGUUCCUGAUAUCAGUGUAAAAGGGCCUUCCUUUAAUAUGGCAUCUCCUGAGUCAGAUUUUGGUGUGAACUUGAAGGGCCCAAAAAUCAAAGGAAGUGUGGAUGUUUCAGGGGGUGUCAGUGCCCCAGAUAUCAGCCUGGGUGAAGGGCAUAUGAGUGUUAAAGGCUCUGGAGUUGAGUGGAAGGGACCCCAAGUCUCCUCUGCUCUCAACUUGGAAGCAUCUAGGUUUGCUGGGGGCCUUCAUUUCUCAGGACCAAAGGUAGAAGGAGGUGUGAAAGGAGGUCAGAUUGGACUCCAGGGUCCUGGGCUGAGUGCGUCUGGGCCUCAUGGUCACUUGGAAAGUGGAUCUGGAAAAGUAACAUUCCCUAAGAUGAAGAUCCCCAAAUUUACAUUCUCUAGCCGUGAGCUGGUUGUCAGAGAAGUGGGGGUGGAUGUCAACUUUCCUAAAGUGGAGGCCAAUGUGCAGGCUGGUGCUGGAGAAGGAGAGUGGGAAGAAUCAGAAGUAAAACUUAAAAAGUCCAAAAUCAAAAUGCCCAAGUUUAAUUUUUCCAAACCUAAAGGGAAAGGUGGUGUCACUGGAUCACCAGAAGCUUCUAUUUCUGGGUCCAAAGGUGACCUGAAAAGCUCAAAGGCCAGCCUGGGCUCUUUGGAAGGAGAAGCAGAAGCUGAAACAUCUUCACCUAAAGGCAAAUUCUCCCUGUUUAAAAGUAAAAAGCCAAGGCACCGCUCCAAUUCUUUCAGUGACGAGAGGGAGUUCUCUGCACCUUCCACCCCGACAGGGACUUUAGAGUAUGAAGGUGGAGAAUUGUCACUGGAAGGUGGUAAAGUCAAAGGGAAACAUGGGAAGCUGAAAUUUGGUACCUUUGGUGGAUUGGGGUCAAAGAGCAAAGGUCAUUAUGAGGUAACUGGGAGCGAUGAUGAAGCAGGCAAAUUACAGGGGAGUGGAGUAUCCUUGGCCUCUAAGAAGUCCCGACUGUCCUCUUCCUCUAGCAAUGACAGUGGGACUAAGGUUGGUAUCCAGCUUCCUGAAGUAGAACUGGCAGUUUCCACAAAGAAAGAGUAGCGGGCCUUUGUAUGUGUGUACAUAUAUAUAUAUAUAAAACUACAUCAGCCUUGGGUGUGUUUGUAUAUAAACUCCAAAGAGAAACACCCCUAUGGCCUCAGCAAUAAUGCAAAGAUCUUGCCUCUGCUGGUGGCAAGUGCUGAAAAAUCAACUGCCUCCAGGCUACUGGAACUCUGCAAGUAGCUAAAGAGUUCCAAGUUCAUCCAGUCCAUUAUACAAAGUCAACAGUAUUUGCCUUAAGAUUUCAGUUUUUUUUUUUUUUUUGCAUUGAACGCUGAGAGCUCCUGUUUACUAAGCAAGCUUUUGUGUUUAUUAUCCUCAUUUUUACUGAACAUGGUUAGUGUUGGGGUAAUGGAAACUCACUUUUUCAUUGUAAUGACUUAUGGGGCUUUUGUUAGUAAAGAAGGGUUGGGUAAAAGGCAGAAGAUGGGCCAGAUCUUCAUAGCUCCUCAGAUUGGAUCUAUUCAAACAGCAACACCCAGACCUGGCAGAGGGAGAUGGCAGCCAGAGUGUGGGUGUUUUUGAGCUCUUUGCAUAGCUUUAUCCCCAGGGGUGGUGGUCCCAGCCAGUUUGGUGCUCAGGGUAAGAGGGAAGUAGAAUCUGUUUGCAAAUUGUCCAAUCCACCAGGUCAACACACGGGGCUUCCAUUUUGUGUUUUGUAAGGGAACUGUUUUAUUAAUGAUUGUCAUGUUCCUGAUAAUAGUUCUGAUUCUUUUAACAAAUGUUAUUAUGAUUAAGAAAAUUUCUGGCACUUUAAUGGCAAAUUAAUUGAGAAUGUAAGAAAAUUGAUGUUGUACAAGGCAAAUAAAGCUGUUUAUUAACC
Molecule: messenger RNA, 18345 nt
Organism: Castor canadensis (American beaver)
Lineage: Eukaryota; Metazoa; Chordata; Mammalia; Rodentia; Castoridae
Gene: Ahnak
Product: AHNAK nucleoprotein
Biological process (GO): regulation of RNA splicing
Cellular component (GO): nucleus; cytoplasm; costamere
Molecular function (GO): protein binding
Source: RefSeq, a predicted model, not a curated record